This is a messenger RNA of Corylus avellana, 1307 nucleotides long. NCBI's taxonomy places the organism in Eukaryota, Viridiplantae, Streptophyta, Magnoliopsida, Fagales, Betulaceae. The record is from RefSeq and is a predicted model, not a curated record.
AUGAUCAUACUUAACAAUUGGGAUACCCAGUUCGGCUUUUGCUGUGACAUUGAUGAAGAAACUUCCCGGGAGCUCGCCUGCUUACCGGGGGUUUUAUCGGUUAGGCCUGACCCAGAUUAUAGUUCUGUUAAAAAUACAUUCGGUUCUUCAAGCAUUCAAUCAAGUAUUUUAUCAAGCUCACAAAUUGGAAGUACUGUGUUGUUUCCUAUGGGGAAUACCAAACACUGGCUUGUCCGAAUGGCCAUGCCAGGCGUCGGAGUUGUUACAAAGGCUCAAAUGGUCGAUUAUUAUGGUCAAACACUGACCAAGGUUUUGGGGAAUGAGAAGGAUGCACAAAUGUGUAUAUAUCAUGUUUCUUGGCAGUCAAACUUUGGAUUCUGUUGUGAACUUGACGAUGAAUGUGCACAGGAACUGGCUGGUGUACCUGGUGUUUUAUCUGUUCAGCCAGACAAGAAUUUUGAGUCAAAGAAUAAGGAUUAUGGAGGUAAUAAUCUACAGAAGUCUACAGAUCUGCCAGACUCUUCAGAAGCAACUCAAACCAUCCCUAUAAAAACAAAGAAACUGUUUAUUACUGGCUUGUCGUUUUAUACGUCGGAGAAGACUUUACGAGCAGCAUUUGAGGGCUUUGGUGAGCUUGUUGAAGUUAAAAUUAUAAUGGACAAAAUUUCUAAAAGAUCCAAAGGCUAUGCAUUUAUAGAGUACACUACAGAGGAGGCUGCUAGUGCAGCACUCAAAGAGAUGAAUGGCAAGAUCAUUAAUGGGUGGAUGAUAGUGGUUGAUGUUGCCAAAAGUAACCCACCAAGAUACAGCAGAGGCAGUCCCACAUAGGAAUUCUUGUGAGAGAGAGAGAGAGAAUAUGUAGCCACUGCCAUCAAAGUCAGGCAAGAAUUUCAUGCUAUUGCGCUCAAGGUGUUGGGCUAUUCUGCAAACCAGGCACUUCAAUUUUGUACAUUGAGUACCUGCAAGAGAUCUUGUUUGCCAAACAGCAGUUGCAUCAACAUUAUGAGAUAAAAAUGUAGUCUGCAUCAAUUAAUAAUGUGUUUUUUUUUUUAAUUGUAAAUUCAAGCAGGCUCAGACAGUUUAUGAAAACAAAAACGAUUAUCAUGUAAAGCGCAUCGAGGAGAAAAACCUAGGUUUGAGACAUUUGAAUUGCCUUACUCUUUCUAGGUUUGUUUCAUGUGUAACUUUUCUAGCGGUUCAUUUCUGAUCAUUUGAUCCUUGCUGGAAAGAAAGAUAUGCAUAUUGCCAUUAUGAGAGAAUUUGAAUGGAAAUGACAUCACUGUUACAUAGUGAUACUUUUUUUUUAA